UAAAACCUCUGUUAAAGUUUUUUAGUCACCAUGUUCUUGGUUCUCUCGAAUUACAAAGACUGUAGUGGGAGGGGUAAAAGGGAGAGGAAUCAUCUGAGGGAAGACUUCUUAGAGACAGACAGUUAACAUUAUGUCCGAAGGAAUGAAAUUUACCCAGUUUUCAGACUUUUUAAUAAUAAAUUCAGUUUGAGUUUUACUGGACUUUUCAGGAGAUGUGCAGAAUGUACCCUGGUCCUAAUAGCCAAGGAUAAAAUAUCAAUUUUUCUACAUCGUCUGUUUUGUGUUCUUUUUUUAUCUGCAACCAAUAUCACUUUAUAGAGACAUCAGCAGGUACGGCUUUAAAAGUCAGCAUCUUUGGACAUUGGUGUAGCAACCAUUUUAAUGAACAUUAGAAUGUUUAAUAACCAUUUAAUUCAAAUGACUAGUACAAGAUGCGUCAUUUAUGUUUUCAUUCUCACGACUGGAUACUUGAUAUGCGCUCAGGGAAAGGAUUUUAAUAACAGGCAAUUUUUCCAAAGACCACUGUCUCCAACCAACAAAUAUGCAGUUGGAAAUACCAUUUUAAUGAAACAGAAUGUCUCCAUACCUCGACUACCAGGAUUUCUGCCCCCUAUGUGCACAGGUCCCACAGAAAUCAGGGACACUUUCAAGUAUAUUAACACUCUAGUGUCAUGCCUUGUGUUUGUGGUUGGAAUAAUUGGAAACUCUACACUGCUCAGAAUCAUUUAUAAAAACAAAUGUAUGCAGAAUGGUCCUAAUAUCCUGAUAUCAAGUCUGGCACUUGGGGACCUGUUACAUAUACUGAUAGACAUUUCCAUCAACGUGUAUAAGCUUUUUGCUAAAGAUUGGCCAUUUGGUGUUGGACUUUGUAAACUGGUUCCUUUCAUACAAAAGGCAUCAGUUGGCAUCACAGUGCUAAGUUUGUGUGCACUGAGCAUAGAUAGGUAUCGAGCAGUGACGUCAUGGAACCUCAUUAAAGGCAUUGGCGUACCAAAAUGGACAGCCAUUGAAAUUAUUUUUAUUUGGGUGCUUUCAGUAGUACUUGCAGUGCCAGAGACUAUUGCCUUUGACAUUAUCACAAUGGAUUACAAAGGAGAAAACCUUAAGAUUUGCUUGCUCCAUCCCAUGCAGAAAACCAAGUUUAUGUGGUUUUAUAAAUCAGCUAAAGACUGGUGGAUUUUCAGUUUCUACUUCUGCAUGCCCCUGUUCUGUACUGCCAUCUUCUACACUCUCAUGACCUGUGAAAUGCUCAGAAAGAAGAAGGGGGUCCAGAUUGCACUUAAUGAUCACCUAAAGCAGAGACGCGAGGUGGCUAAAACCGUGUUAUGUCUGGUGCUGGUCUUUGCACUGUGCUGGCUUCCACUGCACCUUAGUCGUAUUCUUAAGCUAACCAUUUAUGAUGAAAUGGACCCCAACCGCUGUGAUCUUUUAAGUUUCUUCCUAGUUCUUGAUUAUGUCGGAAUCAACAUGGCAUCGGUGAAUUCUUGCAUCAACCCAAUUGCUUUGUACAUGGUUAGCAAGCGCUUUAAGAGCUGUUUUAAGUCCUGUCUGUGUUGCUGGUGCCUGCCUCCAGAAAUGUUGGCCAUGGAUGAAAAGCAGUCCUGUGUAAAGCUUAAGGUGACAGAGCGAGGAUCUGAAUAAAGCGACACAUUUGCAUCGCUAUACUUUAUAUCAUAUACGAAUAUGGGUAUAGAUAUAAGCAUCUGUAAACUGAAUUUUCCAUUUAGCUAAUUCUUUGAAAUCUGAGUAUUCUAAAUUGAUAUGCAUAUAUUGCAUGCAUUUUCUCAUGCAUGCAUGUAUCUUACAGCUUGACUUGGCAAUGAACUUCAUGCAAUGAAAAGGCCCUGCUUCAAUGAUAAUUUAACUAUUUUAAAUCCUGUUUACAGUGUUAUAGCAUGUUUAUAGCAGUGACGUUCACUGUAAAAUUAAAUAAAGCAAAAUCUAAAUUAAAUAAACUUGUUUAUUGUCAGAAAUUUUAAAAUACUUUAAAAAGCUAAUUCACACUGAUCCAUCAAUCACUAACAAACUCAGUAACCUAGAAUAAUGGUGUUUGUUUAUAUUUAUUGGAUUAGUGUAAAUUAGCCUCUAGAAAACACCCAUUAUGAACAUCAUGUAACUAUGCUUGGCUUUUUCCAGCAUCAUAUGUUAUGGCUUUAAUGUCUUGUGGUAUGAAAAUAACUUUUUACUAUUCAUAAAAGUUAACACAAAAAAUAUUGCUAUAUAAUAUCAGUUUGUCUUUCCAAUCCUUCCUAAAUACUUUAAUCUGCAUAUUGUCGGAAUGUCUGUACAAGUUACUCAACAACAAUAGUCCCAACAACAAUACAAAUUAUAGUGAUAAGUAUGUAAUUACAUUUUCGCAUAUUUCAGAUAAAGUCAAUUGUAAUGUAGAAGCCAGAGACAUUGCCAAACUGCUGUGGCCAGUCUAAAGCAACAUAUUGAUACUGGAAACUACGUAAUGCAACUAAAUGAGACUAAUAGCAUGUGUAUGUCCUUGUCUGCGAUAGAGUCAUGCGAUUCAUAGCAGCAUGAUUAAAUCACGUCAUGUGAGAAGUUUUUAAGAAACUGCUUUCUUUCAUGAUCUGCAAAUGCCCUUUUUAAGCGAUCAUCAGGCGCUGCAAAUAAUGUCAUGAAAGAGUCUCUUUGUGUCAUUUCAACUGAAAUUCCUGCUUCUUAUUCUCUUUCGUAUCCUCCUAAUCCGAAAACAACAGGCAGCACACACAUGGGGCCAUAGAAAGUUAUUCCAUGUGACCACUCGUUAUUAAAUAAGGAUGUCCACAGACAAUCAAGUUUUUUUUGUGUAGAAUAUAAUGAGGUAUAUUUAUUCAGAGAUGUGUGUAUAGAAACAUUGUGAUACAUGUUUCGUAUGAAAGCAGUGUUUUUGUUUUUGGGUCGCAAGUCUGAAAAUGGCUAUUAAUCAUCUAAACAAUUUGGAACUUUCCAGUUUAAAAAUAUUUAGAUAGAGAAUCUUUUGCUAUUGGUAGAGUGUAUUCCAGAAGUUAUUGGCUGUUUAUGUGUGCAUGCUUACAGAUUGCUUAGGUUUGUACAUAGAAUGUGUGCUUUUUUUUCAAUUACACUUGUAAACAACUGUCACAAAACACAAAAGCAGUCGUUGGUCAUUUAGGUAACAAUACACCGUUUUAAGAAUCAAGUUUAGGUAAACGUUUGAACUGGAUGGGUUUUACAAUUUCUGUUAUUACUUUGAACUAUAUGUAAACGUCUGUUAUGUGAAAUGCCUUCUUCAGGACAAUAUCAAACUUUUCAGAAUUCCUUAUAUUUUCCUUAAAAUCUCAACAUUUACCAGUUUUUGCAUUGUGUAUGUAAUCCUAUCAUAACAAUUGUGCAUUGUAAAUUGCAAUAUUGUCUUUGACGUCAGUUUUAUCACAAUCAGAAUUGUCAGCUAGC
This is a messenger RNA of Triplophysa rosa, 3402 nucleotides long. RefSeq names its product endothelin receptor Ba (gene ednrba). Gene Ontology annotation, cellular component: membrane. Gene Ontology annotation, biological process: vasoconstriction; regulation of blood pressure; enteric nervous system development. Bases 382 to 1641 code for a protein of 419 amino acids. Gene Ontology annotation, molecular function: endothelin receptor activity. Lineage: Eukaryota; Metazoa; Chordata; Actinopteri; Cypriniformes; Nemacheilidae. The transcript is spliced from 7 exons. The record is from RefSeq and is a predicted model, not a curated record.